Molecule: messenger RNA, 2139 nt
Organism: Capsicum annuum
Lineage: Eukaryota; Viridiplantae; Streptophyta; Magnoliopsida; Solanales; Solanaceae
Product: AT-hook motif nuclear-localized protein 27
Exons: 2
Coding region: 796-1599 (267 amino acids)
Biological process (GO): vegetative to reproductive phase transition of meristem
Cellular component (GO): nucleus
Molecular function (GO): DNA-binding transcription factor activity; minor groove of adenine-thymine-rich DNA binding
Source: RefSeq, a predicted model, not a curated record
ACAUACUUCCUAGCUCGUUCAUUUUAUAUUUCAAAUGAUACAUUUUAUUUUUUGGUAGAAGAAGAAGAAAAAAGAGAAAGUUAGUGGUGGUAAUUAAUAAAAGAAGAUGCUUUCUCCACAGUAGUAAAUACUAUCUCUAAUGACUUAGGUCAGGUGGAUGUUAUUAUUCAAAAGGACAAGCCACUGAUUUGACUGCGGCUGCAGAUCCCAUUUCAAUACCAAUAUCAAUAUACCCACUUGCCCUAUUUGCCUGCUACUGUGUCCUCUCCUUUGUUUCUUUUCUUUCCUUUCUUUUGCAACUUGCUCAUCUACAUUUAUCCCUUUCAACUGGCAUGUCUUAAACGGGUACUUGUCCUAGAGGUGCUGUUUUCGUUUUUUUUCCUUUUUUGGUAAAUCCUGAUUGGAUUUCUUAAGCAGCUAUACUUCUACAGUUGUGGGCUAGUUAUGUACAGUUCCGUGUUCUAAUUUUCUAUUGCACUAGGGUUCCUGCUUUUUCACUUCGUGCAAGCAGAAUUAGCGAGACUAUAUAUCUAAGUGUUGAAAGCUUGUUUUCCCGAUCCGUAUAACUAUUUACAGGUUUUUGAAUCGGCCAAACAUUAACAAAAUCUGCACAGGUAUUGCUGGAGUACUGCAACUUACUGGAUCCGAUCACCUUCGCCUCAUGUGUAUAUAACGAUUCAUCGAUAUAUAGCUCAGAGACUGUCAAUGUAUAACUAUUUUUAGUGCCAUUUCUGUGGUUGCACUGUUAUUUCUCACAGAAUAACUUGAGAGACGGGGUCAUUAGUAUAUAUACAUAUGGAUUUUAAUUAUAGUUUGGGACUGAGCCGUGGUGAAUCUGACAGUGAUGCUGGUGCAAGUUCCGGGGGCGGAGCUCCAGGAACUUCAAAUCGCCGGCCUCGAGGCCGACCGCCUGGAUCUAAAAAUAAACCGAAGCCUCCAGUAAUCGUGACGAGAGAUACACCUAAUGCACUCCGAUCUCACGUGCUUGAAGUUUCAGCCGAUGCUGAUAUCAUGGAAAGUGUCUCGAAUUACGCCAGGCGGAGAGGGCGAGGUGUUUGCAUUCUUAGUGGUAGCGGUACUGUUGCUAACGUCAACAUUCGUCAGCCUGCUUCCCCUGCUGGAAGUGUAGUCACACUUCACGGCCGUUUUGAGAUACUUUCACUCUCCGGCACGGUGCUUCCUCCGCCUGCACCGCCUGGGUCAAGUGGCAUCUCUAUAUUUUUGUCAGGUGGACAAGGUCAGGUUGUUGGAGGAUCCGUCGUAGGGCCUUUGAUAGCAUCAGGUCCGGUGGUGUUAAUGGCUGCGUCGUUUGCUAACGCUGUAUUUGAACGGCUUCCAUUGGAGGAAGAAGAGGGAGCUACUGUUGCUCCUGGUGCUGCUGCUGCUGGUGUUGCUGCUGCUGCUGCUCAACAGGUACAGCCCGCUGCCUCACAGUCAUCAGGAGUAACCGGUGGUGGAGAUGGUACGGGGCAUCCUGGUGGAACAGGCGAAGGUGGUGGUAUGGCUUUUGGGAAUGCACCACAUAGCAAUUACUCAUUCUCAGCUGAAUUGCUUGGAUGGGGUACUGGCAAUGCUGCAAAUGAAAGGCCCCCAUUUUAGUGUAUAUGGAUGAUUUCAUUUACAAAGAAUGAUCAUGAUGGGAGAACUAGAUGAUUUUCACGAUUGUUAAUAAUUAGUACUUAGCUUUCAUAUGAUUAUCUCAGAAUGGUUGGAUUGGAGAAUUGAUCGAGCGGAAAUGGGAAAAUGUUGAAUUGCGUAGCCAGUUUGUAGUUCACAAAGAGUAGAUUAAUUUUGAAUUUCAUGUCUAACAAUGAAGGAUCAGUUGAAAGAGGCAUUUCAAGGGCACUAACUUUCUAUUGAAACUUGAAAGCAUGCAUGAUACUUGAGCAUUGGGGAGUAUUAUACAUCCAAGAAUUCUCAAAGGUGAGUAGCUAGCUAGCAUUUCAUGCACAUAGUGUUUGUACAAGUACUACCACCUAGCAAUACAAUGUUUGAUCUUGUGCCAUUUUCCAUUGAUUUCCAGAUCCAUUAUCACUUGGCGUAUUAGAAUGUGUUUUUCUGUAAUCUUCAAUUAUUAGGUAUGUAUGCAAUGGUGCAAAUUACUAUUACAAGAUUAACAAGGGCUUUGAGAGUUUUCAC